Messenger RNA from Torulaspora delbrueckii, 234 nucleotides. RefSeq names its product NEDD8 family protein RUB1 (gene RUB1). The coding region runs from base 1 to 234 and encodes 77 amino acids. Lineage: Eukaryota; Fungi; Ascomycota; Saccharomycetes; Saccharomycetales; Saccharomycetaceae. Gene Ontology annotation, biological process: protein neddylation; regulation of proteolysis; modification-dependent protein catabolic process. Gene Ontology annotation, molecular function: protein tag activity; ubiquitin protein ligase binding. The transcript has 2 exons. The record is from RefSeq and is a predicted model, not a curated record. Gene Ontology annotation, cellular component: cytoplasm; nucleus.
AUGAUCAUCAAGGUCAAGACGCUGACUGGUAAAGAGAUUGCAGUGGAACUGAAGAGUGAUGCUCCGAUAUAUCGUAUCAAACAGCUGUUAGAAGAGAAAGAGGGUAUCCCCCCAUCUCAACAACGGCUUAUAUUUCAAGGUAAACAGAUUGACGACCGACAGACCCUGGAGGCCGCCAAGCUCGUCGAUGGUAUGGUUCUGCAUCUCGUGCUGACGUUGAGAGGAGGAUGUUGA